This is a messenger RNA of Symbiodinium natans, 1629 nucleotides long. NCBI's taxonomy places the organism in Eukaryota, Dinophyceae, Suessiales, Symbiodiniaceae. The record is from the annotation of a GenBank genome assembly.
AUGGGCUUCGGCAAGAGACGCAAUCGCUCCUCGUCGACUGAGGUCAAGGCUUCGAAGCGGAAGGGCGUCAAGAAGGACGAUCGCCUGAAAGCCUGUCCACACUGGCGGCGCUCCAUGCGCACCCUGCUUCGCAGCUACCCUGACGCCACGGGUUGCGUUGUUGCUUCCUCCGAGGCCAGCCUUCGCAAGACCUUCUCCCCUAAGCUCUUCCAUGAAAAACUAUCCGCGGAGACCUGCGAGCUGGUCAAUCGGCCACCCAUGGGGGUCAACCUCUUGUGCGCGUGCUUGGAUGCCGGCAUCGACGUCCUCAAGGUCCUGCCGGAGACAAAGGAGAUCGGCACGGAUGUGCUGAAGAAGACCCUGACCGACGCAAAGUUCCAGGCGGCCGUCGCGAACGCACAGAAAGGCAAUGAGAAAUCGACGGCAGAGGUGGCCGCGGCAACGAAGGUGAUCCUGGAGACUUUUGACGGCCCCUCGGACGGCAAGGAUCCACUGGGACGAGCGCUGGUGGCUGUAGCCGAUGCGUCCUCCCGCUUGUGGUCGAUGGCCGUGGCUGCCCUGGAGGUGAAGGCGCUCGUGGGCCGCCAGUCCUUCUGGGCCAAGUCGGUUCCUCACAUCGAGCAGCAGCCGGCCGGAGUGCAGAAGUUUGUCCGCAGCCCGAGUCUCGACGUCAUGUCCCAUGCCACAGCAGCGGCCUACGAAUCUGGCUACUACUGGGGCGGCAAGAAGAAUCAGCGUCGCAAAUUCGGCGAGGCCAGCACAUCGGGCUCGGGCUCGGGCAAGCGCGCCGCUCCCAAGGCGAAGAAGGCCCGAAGUUCGUCAUCUUCCUCCUCCUCCACGACCGCACCGAAGAAGGUCAAGAAGCACGCCAAGGACAAGAAGGAAAAGAAGGCGAAGAAGACGAAGAAGAGCCGCUCCGCAUCCGACAAAGGUUCCCCGCCCAAGGAGAAAAAGCAGGCGGCCGAGCCGGCGGUACUCCAGCGCCUGCGUGCGAUGGACGAGGGACAAGAGCUCGAGGUGGCCGGCGCUCGCUAUGGCAACUGCUGUCUGGCAUUGGCCUUGGGACGGGCCGUCGUCGGUCCGGAUGCGGAUCGGGCUGCGGUGCACUCCUGGGCUUCCGCGUGGGUGACGAACCUGCCCGAGGCACGCAAGAACCGCUUGCAAAAGAACGAAUGCACCGUCGGCGAAGCGAUGUACGACGACUAUGUCGACUUCGUGACGGCCGUUGAUCCCAACGCCGUGGUCUUCGUCCUUACCACGGGCAGCCCGGCGAUGACGAAGGUGUGGGCCGGCCAGAACGCUUCCUUGGACAACAUGAUCCCUUACAUCCUGAAGCUCGCCGACUACCACUUCACGGCGCUUUUCCCGCCUGAUGGAGCCACGCUGCGGGAGAUCCUACCGGACAUGCCGCCGCUGGACAUUUUCUCUUACGUCGGACCGCCAGGCCCUGGGCACUUGCUUGUGCGCAAAAGAAGCAGCCGUGACCUGCUGUGGCCACAGCGCCACGCGGUGACUAGUUUUGACUGCGCGGCAUACGCCGUGGCGGGCAAGCACAGGCCCGCCCGCGCUGCCGAGACGGCCUUGCUUGGCAUGAGUGCGCUGCAUCCCGCGAGUGACCGCCAUCAGUAA